AUGAAAGUGAGAAAUCAGUUGUUGAGAUUUAAUGUGAAAAACAAACAAAAGGCACUAAGAAGACUAAUUUUGCAAAGUGGACAACAAUCACGUUGUAUUCUUCACAAAAUGGAAUUUUUAAAUGACACCAUAAGUGAUGAAUUUUGUGGUCAUCCAAAUCCUUUUCUUGUUUCGAUCAUAAGAAAACAGCGGCGUUGA
Clunio marinus is the source of this 198-nucleotide messenger RNA. NCBI's taxonomy places the organism in Eukaryota, Metazoa, Arthropoda, Insecta, Diptera, Chironomidae. The record is from the annotation of a GenBank genome assembly.